AUGCCAACCUUGUACACCCGAAUGGCUCCCCCCGUUCGACCAUCUCGCUCACUCGAAGGACUCGAGCGAGUAAUCCCACCACUGUCACCCCAACCUCCCUUCUCAAAUCGCUCCGAUCUCUUCCUCAACAAACCCCUCCCCGCAAAACCCCUGGACCCAGAAUGUUCGGCGAUGUGGAGUGACUCCGACAGCGACACCGAAAGCACCCUCGACAGCAUCACCAGCGAACCCCGCCACUCCGCAGACAGCUAUCCCAUCGGCAUCUUCGUCAGUUCCGGCUCCGACUUUGACGACUUGGGCGAUCACCCGCCUCCAGCCGAUCAGCUCCUGAGACUAUCCCCACAGCCUCCACAUAAACGCACGGACUCGAUCGAUAUCAAUAUCCCCGAGCCGUCAGUCUCAGUAUCGUCUUCGUUUUCGUCCCAGUACGGACGGCCCUCGAACUGGAGCCAGAACCGCACGGGCACGAAUCACUACUUCCGCGAGAAAAAGUGGGAUUAUUUCCCGGAACUCGCGCCCUCCGCUGUCCAAGCAAGUGGCCGCAUCAGCCCAAACAUGAACAAUAAAUCCCGCAAAAUCGGAAACCCGCUGGAAUUCGCCAAGGGCAAGUACCGCUGGCACUCGCUCGACCGCGGCGGUCUCGUCGGAGUGCGUGACUCGAUCAAGACGUACGUGCACCGCACUCUCUCGCGCGACUCGACAGAGAAUAAACCAAAGGAAAUUACCCGUCCGGCGACGGCGCCUAUGGACCACCAUCUUAAUGAUGUAGGCGGUGCGCUCGGUAACACACCGCAGCAAUCUACUUUAGCUUUGGUUUUGGACACGCAGGCCGCGCUGCGAGCCCCGUCCGUCGCAACGUCCAGCAGCAGCGACUACGACUAUACCAACCACAGAUUCCAUCUUCAGACACCGACCUCGCCUACUUCGCUUUCAUCCCCGACAACGCCACGGCAGAAACAGCUCGCCGUGCCGCUAUCCGCGUACCAGAAACACGGGCCCGUGAUCUGGGACGCGCCCAAGAAGACUAAGAAGCGCAAUGUUCAGUUCCCGAGAUACAAGUCCCCGCCUGGAUCCGUGGCAGAGCCUUCUUCGUCUUCGGCUCCCGAUUUGUCUUACUCUAAUGCUACGCUGGCUUCGCGGAAGUCGCAGAACAAUACCCGGGGCGUGUUCCUGAAACGAAUUGGGGAGUCCAAGGAUGAUCGCAGGAGGGAGCAGUUGAAGGCGCAGAUCAAGUUGGUUGGGCCUGUUAAUCCGCAUACUUAUGUGCAGGCUGAUCCGUGGGUUUGA
This is a messenger RNA of Penicillium roqueforti, 1287 nucleotides long. RefSeq lists its product as uncharacterized. Bases 1 to 1287 code for a protein of 428 amino acids. NCBI's taxonomy places the organism in Eukaryota, Fungi, Ascomycota, Eurotiomycetes, Eurotiales, Aspergillaceae. The record is from RefSeq and is a predicted model, not a curated record. The transcript has a single exon.